AUGUUCAAAUGUCGUGAUCCAGUAAACCGGGAAGAAGGAUGCGAUUGGAGAUUUCUGGAUGAGAAAUCUCUUUUCCGGUUGAGACGUCAAAGGUAUUCCGACUUCUGCUCUUUUGCCAUCAUCAAACCUUUUUGCCAAAAUGAGUUCGAAAAUGAGCAGAAGCCCGCGAUGAUGGGAAUGGUACUUCUUCGACUUUUAACUCUUGCUUCUGUUAAGAAGAGAUGA
Molecule: messenger RNA, 225 nt
Organism: Cylicocyclus nassatus
Lineage: Eukaryota; Metazoa; Nematoda; Chromadorea; Rhabditida; Strongylidae
Source: the annotation of a GenBank genome assembly